AUGAUUGCUAAUCUACAAGAAAGAGAAGCUGGUGUUGGGGCAGAUUCUGAAGAUGAGAUGUCUCUUGAUCAAAGCCAGCUUGAUCUUGAUCUGGACUGUAACGCAAGCCUUAGUGAGGUUCAAGGCGUUUUGCCAGGGGAUCUCCCUGAGACGGCCCAUAUUUUGGAAGGUGGGGGCACGAAAGUGCCGUCCGGAACAGAGACGUCGUCAGGUGCAAGUUCGUGAAUGUAACUAAUCCACUAAUUUUUAUGUUGUGCACAGUGUUAGUUGUUAUUACGUUCAGUAUAUGCAUCAUGGUAUGUAGUAUGAAAACAGUGUUAACAGUUAUUCCUUUCACAAUUUGGAUAUAGUGUGAAAAAUCAGAAUGCAAGAAAAAUCUUCUGUUUACUUGCCUCUCACGCUGACGUUCUUCGGGCUUCGUCACGCGUUCCUUGCAAAAGAACGUUCAUAGGGGAAGGAACGCCUCACGAAGCCCUAGGAACGUCUGCGUGGGAGACUCUCUGUUCACAAAAUUAUGAACAUACUGGCACGAUGCACGAAAGUGUGAAACAGAAAUGAAACACUAUAGCUGCUGUAUGUUGCAAUGGUCGUAGUCGGCUACUGUCCUGCGCAGCCUUUCUUUGUGUCAUCACACAACGGCAGGAGAGUUGCGUGACGACAAAAAUGACGACGACAUUACGUGACGAUACGGCUACAUAGGAGACUAAUAGUCUACAGGAUUUCUGACUUUUUGACAAACUAUUUUAGUCUACAACUGGGGAAAUAUUAAUUUAAUGUGUUAAUGCAUAAUAGGCUUUAUACUUGUUAGAACGUCUUGCUGUCACAAUUGUUUUGCGAGAUGCAUGUAUACAAAUCAUUUCAGUUAGUUGACCAAAAAAGGGCGUUCAUGUACAUUUUUGUUUGUAUAAGUUGUGUUGAUGAUAGUGUUUCAUUUACAGUACAGUGUAUAAAUUCCUGUUUGUCUGAUUGCAUUUUCAGUGUGUGUUGAUGAUGUUGCUGUACGGCUGAAGAAUAUGAGCGUGGAUUCUGGAUCCAUAAAUAUAGUAGACAGACAAAUCUCGGGGGCUGAAAGCUCUGAUUCGGACUUUGCUUCAGGGUCUUUCAAGCGCGAGGUUUAUGGCUGUGAAGAGGAUGAGAAUGCUGCAGGAGAGUGUAGUGGUGAAGGCAUGAAGAGAAAAGAAACAGAACAAAAUGAAGUAGUGACUAAUGAUGGUGUGCCUUUAGAGAAGUCUGAGCCUAAAUCUGUGGAUAAAGCGAGUGUAAAUUCUUAUGAUGAUUCUUUGUAUUUAAGUGAGCUUGAGGCCCCCGGCUCCACCAGACAACUUCACAAAAUCAAAAUGGAUGAUGCUGGUGAUACAUCUGUGGACAAAAUUGAUGUUGUUGUAAAAACACGUGAAGAUGUUGAGCAGCAUUGUGUUAAUUCCUUGGAAGAUUCUACAUGUAUAUCGCAAAGUGUACCAGAGGCCAGAGAUAAUUCUCUUGAACAACUUGAAAUUGCUGUGGAAGAGUUUACUAAUGCAGUAACUGUUCAGAAAAGCGAUGCAGUUGAUGAUUUUGACGGGAAACUUGGACCUUUUGCGGGCACAGAAAGCACUCAAGAGUUAACCGGCAGUGACAAUAAUGCAACUGAUGAUGACGUCAUUUCUCCUCAGAGUGGUCCUCGAGAUGUUACCGAGUCCACUGAAACUGAAGCUUUAGAGAAUGAGGAGUGGAUUUGA
Porites evermanni is the source of this 1718-nucleotide messenger RNA. The record is from the annotation of a GenBank genome assembly. NCBI's taxonomy places the organism in Eukaryota, Metazoa, Cnidaria, Anthozoa, Scleractinia, Poritidae.